Messenger RNA from Acytostelium subglobosum LB1, 4023 nucleotides. RefSeq lists its product as hypothetical. The record is from RefSeq and is a predicted model, not a curated record. NCBI's taxonomy places the organism in Eukaryota, Evosea, Eumycetozoa, Acytosteliales, Acytosteliaceae. The transcript is spliced from 3 exons. Bases 1 to 4023 code for a protein of 1340 amino acids.
AUGAAUACUUCAAGAUCGGCAAACGUAAACUCGGUUGCUGACACAAGUAUCAAUAAUGACAGAAGUUCGAAAAGAGUAAAUACCUAUACACGAAAGACGAGUUAUGGAGGCAACACGGUGAUCAACAAACAACAGCAUUUGGUUGGUGGCAAGGCACCUCGUGACCAACAGCUCGAUGACUUUGGUAGUGCCAACAUACUCGCCUUUUGGAAUGAUGAUUCAAGGCAACAACAACAAAAGAAACAAACAAGUCAUAAGAAGAAGGACAAUACAAUCACAGACGACGAUCAUAGCAUGUACAACAACAAUAACAACAACAAUGAUGAUAAUGAUGAGGAUCAUAGUGAUGACGACCAUGAUCAAGUAGUGGAGGUGGACGAGAGUAUAUUCGAUUUCCCAGCCACACCGGCCAAGGCAAAGACACCCGCCAAGCCACAACAAAAUGGAAGGACGCCCAAUGGCAAGGCGGCCAUCCCCGCCACCCCUUCAACCACAACGACAUCAACAUCCAGCACAGCUACAAAAGCAUCCACCAACAACAAAACACCGGCCAAGUCACCGGCCAAAGCGAGUGUCACGCCGGCCAAGUCGCCAGCAAAGGCAGGUACCACACCGGCCAAGUCACCCGCCAAGACAGUCACAACUCCAUCAAAGACUGCCGCGACCAACACAUCAACACCCUCCAAGUCACCAUCGUCGACACCAAAGGGUCGUGUCUGUUGCAACACUACAUCUGAUGUCAAUGGCGUCACCAGCAGCGCUGUCAAGUUGGCGGCUGGCCCAGGUGCCACACCAAAGGCCCUCAAGCCGGCCAUCAAGAGCAAGGGCCCAGAGUACCCCAAGUCGCCAGACACAGCCAAAUCCUUCAGCAUGGCAGACCCCGCUGACGAUCCCAUCCCCUUCCAACUCCAACAGCAGCAGCAACAACAGGCCAAGAACGUAUCGUGGAACAACAAGGACGAGGUCGAGUUGUUUAGAAAGGACGAGAUCGCGGCCAAGGCCAAGCUGGAGCAGGAGCGCAAGGAAGCCCGCGAGGUGCUCGAGCGUGAGAAGCAACGAAAGAUGGAGCGUGAGCAAGCCGCCAGGGAGGAUCGUGAGAGGCUGGAGCGCGAAGAACGCGAGCGCAUGGAACUGGAGGAACAGGAGCAGGAGCGUCUGGAGUUGGAGCGCGUCAAUGCACAGAAGCAGCGCAGAAAGGAGAAGCUGGAGCGAGAGAAGCUGGAGCUUGCCCGAAAGGCACAAGAGGCACUGGAGGAGCGUGAGCGCGAGCUCUCCUCAGAGAUGAAUCAGAGACUCAACCAACACAUCAAGCGUGGCGUGGACGCCACUGAGACCACCGACACAGAGAUGGACGACGACACUGCCUAUCAGAGACAGAUUGAGAACCUGCUCGCCAACAAGAAGGCCGACAAUGACAAGGUCAACAAGUUGAUGCAGAUGAACGCCCGCGAGAAGGAGCUCAUCUUACAGAGGAAGCAAGAGGCCAAGGCUCAGGCCGAAGCCAAGGUACUGGCCCAAAGACAGAGACAGCUCGACAUGGAGGCUGAGAUGGAGCAACAGAGACUGAACAAGGAGGCCGAGCUGGAGCAACAGAGACUCAACAAGGAAACCGAGGCUGCCGAGCGCAAGAUGAUGUUGCAACUCGAGCAACAAGAGCUGGAGCUACAACAAAAGAGACAGGCUGCCGAGGAGACGGCCGCCGCCGCCGCUGCAUCUGCCACAAAGAAGGUCCAAGCCGCUGCCAUCGAGACCAAGAAGGCCUUGAGCAAAGAAAGCCAGAAGGCAAAGAAGCAGCUGUUUGAGGAACAAAAGAGGCUAAAGAUACUGCAGGAUGCCGAGCGCGCGAGGAAGGAGCACGAGGACAGACAGAAGGAGCUGGCCACCAUACAUGACAAGAUCAAUGAGCGCGAGAAGUACGUAGUAGAGAUGGCCGCCAAGAUGCGUUUAGAGCGCGAAGAGCGCAAGACACGCGAGAAGGAGGAGAAGGCUCGCAAGGCCAAGCUGGAGAAGGAGCGAUUGGAUCGCGAGGAGAAGGAGAUGCAGAUGCGCCUCAAGGCCUCCCUCUCGAGCCUGCUCGCCACACCCAGCUCCAUCAUGAUGGAUGUGCCAAGUACACCACUGGGCGCCACCAACGGUCGUCUUCAGACUCCAAGCGUAUCUGUAUCUUCUUCAGCACGCUCAAAGUACGCCAACAACAACAACAUCAUCAACACUGCACAGAAGCAGCCCCAGGGUGUGAUGAACACUCCACUUUUGUCGACGCCCAUGCUGUCCAUGUCCAGACCAGUCGAGUCCGAGGCAGACAAGAGGAAGAGAUUGGCAAUGUUGUUUGAUGUCAAGCUGCCCAACGUACCAUCGACCCCAUCCACUGCCACCAAAGCCAACGCCACCGCAACCAAGAGACGUGCCGCCGCCAUGGCCUCAAGCAAGCCCAUCAUGCCAGCCGUUCAGUUUAGCAUGGACCUUCUUGGCGACGUCACCUUCCAACUGCCCAACUUCUCGCCACCCAAGGCGCUCUCAUUCGACGACGAGGAGGAGAUGAUGGAGAACAUCAACAACAUGGAUGAGGAGGACAUGGACGACGAAGACCAACACAGAGAGGAGUCGGCAACACCUCCAAAGAACAAUGCCAUGUCGAUGGCUGAUCUGGUGCCAGGCGUGCACAAGACACCGGGCACAUCUGCGCAGAAGAGACGUCUACAGCAGUCGGCCCUGAAGCUGUCCACACAGAAGAACAGUAUCUACCAGUCGAGCAACAGCAGCCAGAGCACACAUGGAUAUCCAGACGAGGAGGCCUUUGGCGACAGCGAUGACAAUGGCGACGAGCGAUCAUUUGUCAAGCUGACCGACUCUAUCAACUAUGCCGACCACGAGGCUGAGCCUGAUGGAGACGCAUCUCUCAACGACUCGGAUCUGUUCAAGUCCGCCGUCAAGUACCGUCCUGCCAACAUGACUAAGAAGUCGUCGACGGCUACGCCCGCCGUCAAGAUGACAGUACUGGCCGAUAGUCCAUUGGCCACAGACACAUCGGCCAUGUCAACACCUGGAUUCAAGUCGGAGCAGGAGGACAUGCAUGAGCACGAGCAGACACCUCAGAGAAAGAAGACCAAUGCCAAGACCAAGAAGGCCGCCACCGUUGCACCCGCCGCCGCUUCCAAGAAGACACUGACGACCAAGGCCAGUCUCAAACCAACCAGAUCAUCUGCGACAAUGAUGGAUGAGGACGAUGAUGAGGUCGACGAGGAUGCAGCCAAGCGUCCAAAGAAGAAGGCCAAGUCCAAUGCUGUGGCCGUCGCUGAGCCCUCACCAGCCAAGCAGCCACCUCCCCCAUCCUCUGCCAAGAAGGUCAGCUUCCAAGAGUUGCCAGAAGUGUCACCCAUCGUCACACUUAGCACCAAGAGGGCGGCUGGCAAGCCAGUGGCCAUUGUACCACCAAUUGCAGAAGCAGCCAAGGCGUCGGCAAAGGCAGCAGCAAAGGCAGCAUCAGCAUCAACAUCAACGGCAACGACUCAGCAGACACAGCCAUUGGUUGGAAUUAAUCGAACGGGACCAAAGCAGAUGAUAUUGGCCAGUGUUCGAAACGCAUUGGAGCGCAAAGAGAAGAUCACCAAGCUCAACGCCAUCACAUCGUCCCUAAAGAAGGUGAACCAGAGCAUCGCACACACCUCGAGUAAGCCAGCCAUUCAAAUGGAUUCGUUGGAGGAGGAAGAGGACAACAACAACAACAACAACAAUAAUGUAAAUAAUAACAACGACAACACUUCAUCAACAUCAACAACCUCAACAUCAUCAACCUCAACAACAUCCAAGAAGCCGUUGAGUACAAGAAGAACAAACAAGAAGGCUGCCACAUCCAGAAAAGUCUCCAACAACGAGGAGGAUGAUGAGGAGGUUGAUGGCGAUGUCGCCCAACCACCGCAACCAACAAUAAGCAAAUCAUCAGCACCAUCAGCACCAGUGGCAGACUCAUUCAUCACACUAAACAGACCAAAGAGAACAAUCACCAGGAGAAAGGUGUAUUGA